Alosa sapidissima (American shad) is the source of this 1999-nucleotide messenger RNA. It is a transcript of the gene tmem235b, whose product is annotated as transmembrane protein 235b. The transcript is spliced from 4 exons. Gene Ontology annotation, cellular component: apical plasma membrane. The record is from RefSeq and is a predicted model, not a curated record. The coding region runs from base 266 to 844 and encodes 192 amino acids. NCBI's taxonomy places the organism in Eukaryota, Metazoa, Chordata, Actinopteri, Clupeiformes, Clupeidae.
ACUCCUUCAGUGUGAGACCCGCGGGAGAUGGGUAACGCACCCUUGUGAAGCCAGGCGGACUCCUAUUACAAAAGUAUGCUUUAUAAAGAGGAUAAACUGGAAAUAUAUAUUUCACGGCUACAUAACUGUUGGAUGCAGUUAAUGUCGACAUAAGAGAGGAUUAAAAGCCAUCACCAAAUCAAAAGGUCUCGCGCAUUGAACCACCGCAACUGAUGCGUGGCAGAAGUUCACUUUACUGCUCUGGAUCAUUGUAGAAAUCGCCAAAAUGAAAAUAACAUUCAGCUUUGUUGUUGUCAGUGCUGGUUUCGCUGGCAUUUUAAGCUUCAGCUUUCUAGCACUUGCUAUAGGGAGUGAGUAUUGGUAUAUCAUUGACGACAACAGACCCAACUACACAGAAGAUUCUCAUUCUGGACUCUGGCGAACCUAUGAAGGGGACAAUGUCUACUCAUUCACUGCAAAUACAGAAUCCUACACGGACUUAGAGAAUCACAUGUACAACCUGCACACGGUGAUUGCGGUGCUGCUGCCGCUGAGUCUGGUGAUGCUGGUGUUUGGGGGGAUCUGUGGACUGGUCAGCUCACUGGCCAAGAGCUCUUCUCUCCUCCUGGGCACUGCAUCGUACAUACUCCUCAGCAGUCUGCUGACACUGUCCGGCGUGUGCCUGUACAUCAGCUACUCCCAGCAGGCAUGGCAGGAGACAGAGCGGCGCAUGGGUGCCGAGCAGAUGGCUCAGGUGCACACGUCCUUCGGCUGGUCUCUGGGCAUGGCCUGGCUCUCCUUCAUCCUGGAGGUGCUCUCCUCGCUCCUCCUCUUCCUCGCCUCGCGCAUGGUCGGCCCACACUAACACACUGGUCUGCCAUACCCCUCACUGAGAUGCAAAGAACAAAGACUGCACUAAAGAGAUCCCAUCAGCACACCGCAACAUCUCACACACAAAUACCUCAGGAGGUGGCAGUGACCGAAUGAGAGAAGGAGUUGUUUGAAAGAGUUCAAAAGUGUUGUACUGUUUUCGUGAAACUCGAUUUCGACUGUGGAACAGACUCAAAUCAGAAAUAAAAGGCACAGAGGAGGUAGUUAGCACCAGUCACCCAUUUCCUGGAAAUGCUGGACCAGGGUAUUUAUCAUGUGUUUUGUCACCUGGAGAUUAAUUGGAGGGUUGAGGUUUUUUGAAUUGAUUAGUUAGCUUUAGACUGCUCUGUUGUGCUUGUUUUAUAACAGAUAGCAUUUGUUUCAUUGCUCCUUGAAUGUGUUUUUUUGUCGAAUCCAUCGACCAUCAAGUAGGCUUAUUAUGCCUCUUCUCUGUGCAAUGUCAACUUACUGUAAUGCUUUGCUGUGCUUCAUUUCAUGUGACGACAGUAAGGAAAAUUGAGUCUUUCUGUAAUUUUUGGAGUAUUUCACGUCUUUGUCAAAGUGCCUGUGUGGGAAGUGAAAACACUUUGCUUUAUAAUCCACAGCGGUGAGAACAUUAAUUGCAGCACUGAUGAGUACCUUUCAAGUGGCAGUGAAAUGGGAAGGCACUAGAAUGAGGAGAACCCGGUUAUCAGCCAGUCAGCCCUUACAUGAAAAUGUAUUUUUAAUGGCUUUUAAGUCACUGCACUGCUGUAAAGAUUUUACAAAGGUAAAUGUGCCCGUUAUAGUAUACAAGGCAUUUCUUUUUGUUCAACAAAUUAAUUAUGGUUAAUGAAAAAUAAUAAUAUUUCAGAAGGAAUGUUGUCUAAUUUCUCUGAAGACAAAUUAGGUGUAGGCAGAAAUGAAAUCCUGAUUUGUUUUUUUUUAGGUAGAAUGGAAAGCCUAUAGGAUUGAGGCCAAAUAUUUUUCUUCUCUCAGGCAGCAGGUUUGAGGGGGUCUAUGGCCUUUGAUGUUUUCCUAGAACAGGAAAAAUAGUCCUUGAGCCACAGGCCCAAAAAGGGGCGUGUCACUAUCACUUGGGGGGGCAAAUUCUCACUAUAUUUUUCUGAAAGCUACAUAUCUCUGGAGUAUAAAAUGGUAUGAUAGCAAG